CUCGAGAUACAUAUCAAGCAUGAGGACAUAUCAAAUAUUUCGUUACCCUCUCUGGGCUACUCUCUACUGCUUAAUUUAUAUAGUUUUAUCAGCUGACGAAGAUUUGGCUGACUUUGAUUUUGCCAAUCCCAAAGAAAUCGAUUGGAAUUAUGAUACUGAACAAAUUGGUGACCAAACACAUAAUACUGCGGGGCAAAGUUAUAUAAAAUCAUCGGAAACAAUCGUUAAUUCUGAAGAGGAAAACCAAAUCUAUCCAUUCGAUUGGCGAGAGAAUAUUUUGAAAAAUGCUUUGUCGAAAGCAUUGACGAAUGCUGCAUUGCGUCAGAAAUUUGUUGAAGUUAUGCCGAUAUUACGAGUACUGUCAUCUCAACAGCGCCUAGCAUUGUCCGCCCUCAUAUCAGCACAAAUAAGUGCCAAAGGAAGCAAUGGACUCAAAUUACAACAGGUUCAAAUGAUGUUCGGUAACGACGAAAAAUUGUUAUUGCCGAUUGUAUUUGAUAUUGCAAAUCUAGUACGUAACUCGGCACGCAAAUAUUUGGGCUUCGAACUUGACGUACCAACGCACAAGCCAAACGAGCAACAUAUCACUAUCGACCGGCGCAUUGACGAUUUAUAUACCGUAGAAUUGGCUGAAUUUGACAACAACACAAACAGCGAAUCGGCAUUAGACGACUUUUUCAGCGAAACUGGUGAGGAGAUGUUAGAUCCGCAAAGUAUAAAUGAGGAAUUACAAGCAGCCGCCAAUAAAAGAGCAGCGUCGCCUAUUAAAACAAAAAAUAUAAUUUCUUGGAACACAAAACCAACAAAUAUAAGUUCCACAAUAGCAUCCCCGAACCGAACUAAGCGGGAAGUUGCGGCGCCUGAGUUUGUCCACAAACUAGUUCGUUCAAUGCCACUUUCAAUCGAUAAAGACAACAAUAGUCCCGACGUUGCCGAAAACAAUAUCAAACUAAACACGUCUGGCUUUUUUAGUUCCAAAGAUCUAAGUAGUGAUCCUUUUCCCGGAAGCACCACUACAAUGGAAACUUUUUUACCCAUAAAUGAAAACAAACAAGUUACCGGUAGUCAAUUGCCAUCUACACAGUCAUAUCAAGAAGUUGAGGAUCUCGCGUUUGCCAGUUUGAACGGAACGGCGGUUAAUUUGCAAGUCGCUACGGAAACGCCAAUUACCGCUUUGGACGAACUAUUACCAAGUCCCGAGGAACUUAUAGCAGGGCCACGAUAUCGCAUUUCCAGCAAUAAAAUGCCAUCCGGCCGACCUAAACCACCAACUGUAAAACGAAAACGCGUACAAGUUUCGCGCAUGCGUUCAAAAAUAGCAGCACAGAACAGCAUUGGAAGAGGUGGCAAUGGUGUUGCACCACCAAAAAAAUGCGAACGGUUUACUUCCUCUAUGUGUAUUCGAACUGAAGAUUAUCCGCUGUAAGACCCCAAUUCCUCUUCACAAAAAGCACAUUAAAAAAUUAAGCUCUAAUCUCUGAUUGGGGAAAGGUGUAUUUAUUUUGUAUAAUUGAGUUCUCUAAGUCCUAUUAUUUUGACAACGGUGCAGUAUUUUAGUUUACUAAUAAAUAUAAAUAAUUGGCUUGGUUUUGUUCUUUGCCAUUAAAUAUUAUUAAAUCGAACGUUAGCACAUUUGUAAUGGGUUCCCUUGUUGCACUUCUUUCUUCGCUUGAUCUCACUACUACCACUUAAGUAUUUUUGUAAAAAAGUUGACUGUUCACAAAUUUUUAAUCUGACCAAAACAA
This is a messenger RNA of Rhagoletis zephyria (snowberry fruit fly), 1745 nucleotides long. RefSeq lists its product as uncharacterized. NCBI's taxonomy places the organism in Eukaryota, Metazoa, Arthropoda, Insecta, Diptera, Tephritidae. The record is from RefSeq and is a predicted model, not a curated record.